AGAAAAAAUUCCAGUUGAUAAACAAUAUCUACGCUAAAAUGAUGCUGAAGAAAUCCAUUAUAUUCAUUUUACUGGCUGCUCUUCUGCACAAAUCUGCUGCAAAACGAUUCGAGGGAUACAAAUGGUGCACGGUGGCCAGAGACGGAGCUUGUGUGAAUUAAACACUUUAUAAAUAUUGAAUAAAAUAUGUCCCUGUCCUAAGCACCAAAAAACUAAUUUAAUCAAUAUGUUAGCUUCCAUGUACAAUGCAGUGGAGGAAUUCUUGAGUAUGGGCGUUACAGGGUGGUAAAAACACAUUUACAUUUCAGAGAAUCACAACUGUUCUUUAAUCUAUUGCGAACUGAACAAUCCCAUGCUUCGAAUUAGGAACUGGCUUGUAGCCAUAGGCAGUCGUUUAACUAAAAAGGUUUGAGAAACAUCGAAAACCUUAUUCAAUCAGGUUUACCUUUGGCUAUUGUAGAAACUGCCUUUCUUCGAGAAAUGGCAUCAGAAGAGGGAACUUUUAUUCAAAACGUCCUGGGCAUUGAUGGUCGAAAUGCAAGCACAAGCAGGGGCGAACUACCCAUGGUCAGCAGCUUUUUCUGUCCGCUCCUGCUGUUUUUUCUUUGGAUAGUCUCCUUAAUCAUUUUGGGUUUUAUAUGCGUGUGCUGCAAGUUUGUGAAAUCGGAAUCUUUUACCAGCUACGACUCCGACAGCUUUGAGCUGCAGCAGGUUCAUAUCCUGGAGCCCGCACUUGGACAGGUCAAAGGAUGUGCGUGCCUGGAGCAAAGAAAUGAAAAGUAA
Drosophila erecta is the source of this 783-nucleotide messenger RNA. RefSeq lists its product as uncharacterized. The transcript has 2 exons. The record is from RefSeq and is a predicted model, not a curated record. Bases 481 to 783 code for a protein of 100 amino acids. NCBI's taxonomy places the organism in Eukaryota, Metazoa, Arthropoda, Insecta, Diptera, Drosophilidae.